Molecule: messenger RNA, 438 nt
Organism: Suillus clintonianus
Lineage: Eukaryota; Fungi; Basidiomycota; Agaricomycetes; Boletales; Suillaceae
Exons: 4
Coding region: 1-438 (145 amino acids)
Source: RefSeq, a predicted model, not a curated record
AUGAAGAGGCUCCAGUCUGGAGUGGCGUCACUGCGUACAGAACACUUAUUUCCGCAGAGAAACUGCGCGCACGUUGUCCUGACCACCGUGUCUUACGUUUUCUUUGGGCAACACAUCAAUUUCGCAGGUUUCACACUUCAACGUGAUCUCGUUGUUACGGCAUAUGAAGGAGAUGCAGAAAUCCCUCGUCAGUCUUUCAAUAGGAAGAUAGGCAACGAGUGGGUUAGCGAACUCGCUGCUGAGCAGUUUGUUGAGCCUUUCAAAGACUUAGAAGAAGACACAAAACACCUUCUCGAGACAGAGGCACGAUUUAGGCCGUCGCGAUCAUGGGAGAUGCUGCCCAUGCAAUGGCGCCAUUUCAAGGUUCUGGCGCUGUUCAGAGUAUCGAGGAUGCUUACAUCCUCGCGACUGUUCUUGGACACAAACCCACGACCAUAG